UGUGUCAAAUUUUAAUCAGCAAGCCAUCGUGUAUUUUGGGUGGGGACGCUUUCAAUAUUUUGUUUGAAAAACAGCAUUUAUAAAUUUGUUCACAAGUUUCUUUUUAACGAAAAUAGUUUUUAUUAAAUAUAGUAUAAUGAGUUAUUUGCAAAAUACAUUAACUGCUGGCAUACUCCUCUGUUGCCUGGUACAAUUGGGUUUUGCCAUUAAAUGUUGGGACUGCCGUUCAGACAACGAUCCAAAAUGUGGCAAUCCAUUCGAUAAUAGUUCAUUGGUGAUUACCGAUUGUGCACAGGAACCUGAAUUGCAGCACCUACCUGGCGUACGACCGACAAUGUGUCGGAAAAUUCGACAAAAAAUGCACGGCGAAUGGCGCUACUUUCGUAGUUGUGCCUAUAUGGGCGAACCUGGUAUCGAAGGUGAUGAACGUUAUUGUCUGAUGCGCACAGGCAGUUACAAUAUUUUUAUGGAAUACUGCACAUGCAAUAGCAAAGAUGGUUGUAAUGUAGCCAGUCUGCUUAGUGUGAACAAAAUAGCAAUAUCGCUGAGCACACUAUUAGUGGGUGUUAUUGCUUGGACAUUACGUCUAUAAAGUAAUGCUACCACACUCCAGAUCAUACCAGCAUAACGUGCCUUUUAUUAUAAGUGAUUUAUUAAUCGAAUAUACAUACUUGUAUGUAACUUUUAGUACAAUUAAGAACUGUUAAGACAAAUACUUAACAUUUGAAACGUAUCCGUCCAAAACGAUAGAUUAACUUAAGAGCGUAAUUCAUACAUAAGAAUAAGCAAACGACAUUUGGCAUUCAAAAAAUCAUUUAUUGUAUACAAUAAAACCAAAGUCAAUGUAUUUAUAUUGACAAAUUAAAAUUAA
This is a messenger RNA of Zeugodacus cucurbitae (melon fly), 871 nucleotides long. RefSeq lists its product as uncharacterized. The record is from RefSeq and is a predicted model, not a curated record. Gene Ontology annotation, biological process: sleep; positive regulation of voltage-gated potassium channel activity; regulation of synaptic transmission, cholinergic. The transcript is spliced from 2 exons. Bases 137 to 592 code for a protein of 151 amino acids. NCBI's taxonomy places the organism in Eukaryota, Metazoa, Arthropoda, Insecta, Diptera, Tephritidae.